AUGGAAAUGGAAUGCAAAGGUAGGUUGAUGAGAAGAAGAGGAGAAGGGUGCAGUACGAGGCUACAGAAGCAGGCACCUGCAUCUCUUGACAUUGAUAAGGUUCAUUGUGAUCGACCCUCUAACCCUUUUGGGGAGGUUUCAAAGGCUAUACCAUUGUUGUCUCCACUUAUGUUUUCCCAUCAGCCAAUAUAUGACGACAUCACUGUUCGUGUUGGAACAUCAGAGAAUACUGAGAAAAACAAUGGCAUGAUGAAUCAGGAUAGGACUACUGGUUGGGAGCAUCCAGCUAUGGCUUCGUUUCCCCAUGCUUCAUCAUCAUCUUUCUGUAGCUUCUUCCAAAAGCAUUGUGUCUUCGUGAAUCAUGCCUAG
Messenger RNA from Vigna umbellata (rice bean), 369 nucleotides. NCBI's taxonomy places the organism in Eukaryota, Viridiplantae, Streptophyta, Magnoliopsida, Fabales, Fabaceae. The record is from RefSeq and is a predicted model, not a curated record.